Hemiscyllium ocellatum (epaulette shark) is the source of this 2079-nucleotide messenger RNA. Its product is annotated as zinc transporter ZIP12-like. Gene Ontology annotation, molecular function: zinc ion transmembrane transporter activity. Bases 1 to 2079 code for a protein of 692 amino acids. The transcript has 14 exons. The record is from RefSeq and is a predicted model, not a curated record. Lineage: Eukaryota; Metazoa; Chordata; Chondrichthyes; Orectolobiformes; Hemiscylliidae. Gene Ontology annotation, biological process: intracellular zinc ion homeostasis; zinc ion import across plasma membrane. Gene Ontology annotation, cellular component: membrane.
AUGGUUUAUGCUCGUAUAGUGAGCAUUUACAUCAUCACAGGACAGACCAAGGAGUACAAUCAGACUGACAGUCAUGCGAAUGAAUACCUGAGUGAAUUGCUGCAUCAUUUGUCUCCAAAUGAUCGAGUUACAUUUUCCAAUAAUCAGACAAGCUUUCUGAUUCAAACACUAUGGGAUCGAGUCCAGUGCUCAGAAAGAAUAGCGAGCACAAAAGAGCAAUGUGAUAAGUGCCUUUUAUCAAAUGAAACCUUCUCAAUUGUAGAGGAGGAUAAUGAGGAACACUAUCUACAUGAGAAUGCCUUUCACAGACUUUCGAUUCUUCUUCUGUACUAUAUCAUUAAUAUGAAAGAUAUCUGCACUUCAAAUAUUCAUCCAAAAGUUGAGGACUACAGAUUUUAUCUCACUAAGAUUUUAAGUUUAAAGCCGCAUCAAGAUUUAAAUCAUCUUUCCCAUGAUGAAAUUGAAAAACUUUUGGAAAUCAUUCAAGAGCAUUACACAGUUUCCUCCUGGAGUCAGUGUAUUGAUGCCAACUGGCUGAAAGAAAAAGCUGGCAUAGUGGGCCCCCAGGGUGCUGAUGAAAAUACUGUCCCCCGAUUGGCUAGUGCAAUCAUUACCUCCAUUCUUCAAGGACUUUGUUUUAGAAGCUUAAGUUUACCCAACCCAGACUUUUUCACUGAAUUUAUUUUCAGAUCACUGAACAGUACAAGUACCAUAAGUAUUUCAGACCUGAACCGCCUACUUAAUCAUCUGGGGUUGGGCAGAUACUUUGAACAGCAGUCACAUGGACACGUAAAUGAUAGAAGUACUGUGAAGCCAGUCAAAGGUUCUGGCCUUUUACUGUUUGAAGUAGAGCAUAGCCAAGAUCAUCAUGAGUGCAAUCAUAUACGUGAGGAUGAUAGAUUCACAUGGGCAAAGGUUUGCUUUUCCGCUGAACAACUAAUGGGAAUCUUUGUAAAUGGCAGUGAUUUUGCAAUUUCAAAAGAACACUUCAACCAGAUCAGCCCAGCAAUUAUUCAACAGCUGCUUAGUGGAGCUUGUCAACACAGUGGACAGGAAUAUGCACAGUCUGUUGUCCUGCCAACUAACACUGAGAAGUAUGGAUAUAGCACAGUGGCUGUUUUGGUAAUUACUGUGAGCUCCAUGUGCGGCAUCACCCUAUUUAUUUUCAACUCAUGCCAACAGACAUACCAGCUUAUUCUGCAACUGUUUGUGGGUCUUGCUGUUGGAACAAUGUCAGGUGAUGCAUUGAUGCAUCUUUUGCCACAGGUUCUUGGUCUACAUACGCAUGAUCAAAAAUAUACUGAGCAUUCUUCUCACGACAAAGAGUACAUUUGGAAAAUGCUUACUGUACUUGGUGGAAUAUAUGCAUUUUUCCUAAUCGAAAAGCUGUUCACACUCAUAUUGCCAGUGUACACUAAAACUCCAGUCUUUUGCUCUGGGCACUUGGCACAUUCACAUGAUCUUCCAAUGGACUCGAACUUGAAUAUCCAUUCAGAAGGAGGCAAGUCUAUUUCCACAAUGCAACUGGGAAAUCCAGAAGAUUCAGAAAAUGUUGAAAUUCCUACAAACAAUGCAAUAAACUCUCCUGACGAAAAUGCCAGGAAGGAACCAUUUAACCUACUUGCUGUCAUGAUUGUGGUGGGUGACAGCAUGCACAACUUUGCUGAUGGUCUCGCCAUUGGUGCAGCUUUCUCAUCAUCAAUUGAAAGUGGUAUUACCACCACCAUUGCUAUUUUGUUUCAUGAAAUUCCCCACGAAAUGGGGGACUUUGCUGUACUUCUGAAUUCUGGAUUAUCCAUUAAGCUAGCCAUGCUGAUGAAUUUAUUAAGUGCACUAACAGCUUUUGUUGGACUCUACAUUGGUCUGUCUCUGUCAGCUGAUCUUAAUAUUCAACAGUGGAUUUUUACCGUAACCGCAGGCAUGUUCCUUUACCUUUCGCUGGUGGAAAUGCUUCCUGAAAUGGCACAUGUGAAAACAACAAAACCCUGGUUAAUGUUCACCUUUCAGAACAUUGGACUGCUUCUGGGUUGGUCUUUCCUACUGCUUCUUGCCCUGUUUGAACACAGGCUUACCAUAUAA